UAUUUCACUUAGCAACAUAAAUUUUGGUCUCAAUUGUGGUCGUAACUCGAGGACUACCUGUAAUGAGCUUCCAUGUCCACCUGUUUUGAGUUUGGCAGUUUAUGUGAAUACUCCUUUGGAGGUGAAUAUAGAAUGGAAAUUGUUCCUUAUAUGAAAAAAUAGUGUACUUCACUCACACAAAUGCACACAUACAUGCACAAAAGCAGGAUUUAUCUGCUCAAUUCCAUUGCAAACUUAUUCCAGUUCUGUGGGAAUAACUUGUUCAAUGGUUAAAGUAUCCACUUUCUCAUUCUUGGAUUUUUCCCCCCCAUCUCAAAUACAGAAACUGGAAACCAUUUUAAAUUCUUGACAUGUAAAAUUUAUCUCUUGGGAAAAGAGCGCCUAAUGGCCUUCUGUGCUUAUUCCAGUGGCUCUGGCAUCGGUCCUAUGAAUGAAAAGGCAUUUGGAGAUCUACAAGAUUCCUUGGAGUUGUGUUACUGGCAGAGAAAAGAUGGAGACACAACCUUUAGCAAGUGAGAGAACUGGAAAAGGCCUUUCAGCUGUACAACCUGGGUGCUGUGAGGCCAGAACUGGGCAGAAGAUCCUGAAGGAGCAAACCAUCAUGCAUUCAGAAGUUCAGCCCUGGAACCUCAGGAGCCUCCAAUACCAGGAGGCUGAGGGUCCUCGAGGACUUUGCAGCCAACUCCACAAUUUUUGUAAGCGAUGGCUGAGACCAGAAAGACACACUAAAGCACAGAUGAUGGACCUGGUGGUUCUGGAGCAGCUCAUGGCCCUUCUUUCCCCAGAGAUGGAGAGCUGGGUGCGGGAGUGUGGAGCAGAGACCAGCUCCCAGGCGGUGGCCCUGGCAGAAGGUUUCCUCCUGAGCCAGGUGGAAGAGCUUAAGGAGCAGCUCAAGUUGCAGUCCUUUGCUGUGGAGAUCAGAGGUCCUGAGGGAAGGAAGAAUCCAUCAAAUCCCUCCCAAGAGCUGCUUUUCAGAAGGAUCUCUCAGGAAGACCCAAGUCAGGAUAUCUCAGGAGGAGGGAAGAGUCAAAUGAAGUUGUCUGCUCUCUAUGAUGGAGAUGAAACAAUGGUUGAACCUCCAACUCAAGAGGGUGUUGUGUCCUAUGAAGAUGUGGCUGUGUAUUUCUCUGAGGAGGAGUGGUCUCAUCUGGAUCCUGACCAAAAAGUUCUGCAUUGGGAAGUCAUGCUGGAAAAUCAAAGAAAUGUGGCCGAUCUGUGUAAUAAUGUGCAGGAGAAUAAAGAUUCUGGGGAAUCGUUCCAAAUGAUGAAUUCUGGAGACGGAAUGCAGAAGCGUGCAAUGCAAAUGCAACUAGAAAGCCAUGAGAAAAAACAGUUAAAUAAUUGGAAUCAGAAAAGCUUAUCUUCCAUUGAUGCUCUGAUGAAAGACUUUCUUGCCCAACAAGGGAAGAUAAAGAAGAAAUCUUUUGAGAAACGUGUACAACAAUUCAAAAAUAAAUUAGAUGUCAAUAAACACUAUCCAAUGCAAGCCAAAGGAGAAGGUCAUGUGUAUAGAGACAAUUGGAAAAAAUUCAAUUGGACUUGGUCUUUUAGUCAUGAAAAUAAAUCCAGUUCAUCUCAAAACAAAAUUCACCCAGGAGAGAAGCCAUAUAAAUGCCUAGACUGUGGGAAAAGCUUCUGUGAAAAUGGGUCUCUUACUAUUCAUAAAAGGAUCCACACAGGAGAGAGGCCAUAUAAAUGUUUGGAGUGUGGGAAAUGUUUCAGAAGAAGCAAUCAAUUUACUUCCCAUAAGUGGAUCCACACAGGGGAAAAGCCAUAUAAAUGCAGUGUGUGUGCAAAGGGUUUCUGUGAAAAUGCAUCCCUUCUGAAACACGAAAGGAUCCACACAGGGGAAAAGCCAUAUAAAUGCAGAGUGUGUGGAAAAACCUUCGUUCAGAGCAGUCAUCUUACUUCCCAUAAAAGGAUUCACACAGGGGAGAAGCCAUAUAAAUGUAGAGAGUGUGGAAUGAGUUUCAGUAGGUGUGGUUCCCUUAGUUUCCAUAAAAGAAUCCACACAGGAGAGAAGCCAUAUAAAUGCAUGGAGUGUGGAAAGAACUUUACUAAAAGGAGUGUACUUACUUCCCAUAAAAGGAUUCACACAGGAGAAAAGCCAUAUACAUGCUUGGAGUGUGGAAAGGCCUUCAGUCAACAGGGUAAUCUUACUUCCCAUGAAAGGAUGCACAGUGGAGAAAGGCCUUACAAAUGUCGAGAAUGUGGAAAGAGCUUCUCUGAAAAUGCAUCGCUUACAAAGCAUAAAAGGACCCACACGGGGGAAAAACCAUAUAAUUGUUUGGAGUGUGGGAAAGGCUUUGGUACUAGUAGUAAUCUUAAUUCCCAUAAAAGAAUCCAUGCAGGGGAAAAGCCAUAUAAAUGUAUGGAGUGUGGAAAGACCUUCAUUAAUAGUAGCCAACUUACUUCCCAUAACUGGAUCCACACAGGUGAGAAGCCAUAUAAAUGUGUGAAGUGUGAAAAGGCCUUCAGUCAACAGGGGAAUCUUACAUCCCAUGAAAGGGUGCACAGUGGAGAGAGGCCUUAUAAGUGCCCAGAGUGUGGAAAGAGCUUUUCCGAAAAUGCAUCCCUUAUGAAACAUAUAAGGAUCCACACUGGAGAAAAACCAUAUAACUGCUUAGAGUGUGGAAAGGGUUUUACUACCAGUAGUAAUCUUCAUUCCCAUAAAAGAAUCCAUGCAGGGGAGAAGCCAUAUAAAUGCAUGGAGUGUGGAAAGACUUUUACUCAAAGCAGUAAUCUCACUUCUCAUAAAAGAAUCCACACAGGCGAUAAACCAUAUAAAUGCAUGGAGUGUGGAAAGACUUUUACUCAAAGCAGUAAUCUCACUUCUCAUAAAAGAAUCCACACAGGCGAUAAACCAUAUAAAUGCAUGGAGUGUGGAAAGAGCUUCUGUGAAAAUGCACCUCUUAUGAGACAUAAAAGGAUCCAUACAGAAGAGAAGCCAUAUAAAUGCAUGGAGUGUGGAAAGGAUUUCUGUCAAAAGUCAUCUCUUAUGAGACAUAAAAAGAUCCACGCAGAGGACAAGCCAUAUAAAUGUUCGGAAUGUGGAAAGAGUUUCAGGACAAGGAAUGACCUAAUUUCCCAUACACAGAUCCAUUUGGGAGAGAAGCCGUAUAAAUGCAUGGAGUGUGGAAAGAGCUUCACUUUUAGUACUUCUCUUACUUUGCAUUCCCGGAUCCAUACAACAGAGAAGCCCUAUAAAUGCAUGGAGUGUGGAAAGAGCUUUACUUGGAGCAACAGUCUUGCUUCCCAUAAAAGGAUCCACACAGGAGAGAAACCCUAUAAAUGCAUGGAGUGUGGAAAGAGCUUCUCUCUUAGUAGUUCUCUUACUUCGCAUUAUCGGAUCCAUACAGGGGAGAAGCCCUAUAAAUGCAUGGAGUGUGGAAAGAGCUUCUCUCUGAGUAGUUCUCUAACUUCUCAUUACCGGAUCCAUACAGGUGAGAAGCCCUAUAAAUGCAUGGAGUGUGGAAAUACUUUUACUCGGAGAAGGAGUCUUACUUCCCAUAAAAGGAUCAACCAACGGAAUAAGAUGUAUAACUGCAAGGAGUGUGGAAAGAACUUUCCUACACACUGUCAACUUAACGAUCAUAAGAAGAUCCACACAGGAGAAAAGCCCUAUGAAUGUAUGGAGUAUGUGAAGAGCUUCAGCUCACUCAGAGAUCUUUUUUUACAUAAAAUGGUCCACAAAGGGGAAAAGCCUUAUAAAUGCAUGGAGUGUGGAAAGUCAUUUAUACAGAGAAUUCAUCUAAGUUCACAUACAAGAAUCCACACUGCAGAGAAGCCCUAUAAAUGCAAGGAAUGUGGAAAGACCUUCUUAUCUAGUAAUUCUCUUACUUCCCAUUACUCGGUCCAUACAGGGGAGAGGCUGUAUAAGUGUACAGAGUGUGGAAAGAGCUUCUGUCAAAAUUCUUCUCUUUCUCUUCAUAAACGAAUCCACACAGGGCAGAAGCCAUAUAAAUGCAUGGAAUGUGGAAAGAGCUUCCCUAGGAACACUGAUCUUAUAGCACAUAUAAAUAUGCACACAGGGGAGAAACCACAUAAAUGCAAUGAGUGUGGAAAGAGCUUUAUUAAGAACAGUCAACUUAUUUACCAUAGUAGUAUCCAUACAGGGGAGAAGCCCUAUAAAUGCAUGGAAUGUGGAAAGAGCUUUAUUAAGAACUCUCAACUAAUUUGCCAUAAUAGGAUUCAUACAGGAGAGAAGCCCUAUAAAUGCAUAGAGUGUGGAAAGAGCUUCCCUAAGAACAGUGAUCUUAUUGCACAUACAAAGAUCCACACAGGGGAGAAACCACAUAAAUGCAUGGAGUGUGGAAAGAGCUUCAUUAAGAACAGCCAACUUAUUUACCAUAGUAGGAUACAUACAGGGGAAAAGCCGUAUAAAUGCAUGGAAUGUGGAAAAUGCUUUGCUGCCAGUAGUAACCUUACCUCCCAUAAAAAAAUCCACUCAGGGGAGAAACCUUAUAAAUGCAUUGAAUGUGGAAAGAGUUUUUCCUCAAACAGUAAUCUUAACACACAUAAAAAGAUUCACACAGGGGAGAAGCCUUAUAAAUGUAUGGUAUGUGAAAAAAGCUUUAUUAUGAACCGUUCUCUUAACUCCCAUAUAAGGACCCACAUGGUGUAGAAGCCAUAUACAUUUGUGAAAUCUGGAAAAAGCUUCAAGAUGAGAAGUGGCCAAAAUCCCCUUGACAAAUGCCUAUGGAGAUUCUCAUACAUCCAGGUCUUCGUUGUCCCAAAGGUACUUUUCCAAAAAGCAACUGGACUUCCAUUGCGUUUCCUUGAAAACCUUUUUCUCAUCCAAGUAGCAUCUUUUGUUCUGAAGAAGCAUCUCCUUGAAUAAACGAAACAUCUUCAAGAAAAUAGAAAUUCCAGUUGCCUUUUGAAAAAGUACCUGUGAGAGCCUUUGAUAAAUCCACCCAAGAGCGAAAAAAGUUUUCGUAUAUAAACAUAGGGAAAGAAGAUAGAAAUAGAUAUAUCCAGUAAGAUAGAAAUAGUUGCUAACCUAUAGUAAUAGGAAGAGAGUAAAAUAAAGUGUGGUUAGCAUGAACUUUACAAGCAAGGAGUGGGAGUUUUAAGUAUGUCUAAUAAAAUUUUUAUGGGAAAAACAAAUGCUGUCUUUGUAUCUGUUUACUAUACCAUAUCCCUAACAAUUGUUAAUUGGCAAAAAAAUUGGGGGAAGCAUUUGGAUGGGGGACAAACUUCUGAGUUUCAGAGACUCCUGCUGGAUUGAAGCUGUUUAUUCAAAUAGUAACCCUGGAUGAAUCUGUCAAAAUGGGGGAAAGGCACUAAUUUGAAUUUUCUGCCAGUUAUUGUCCAAUGUUGCAUUGCAAAAAUGGAAAUCAGACUGGGAGCCAUACAAAAUUA
Thamnophis elegans (Western terrestrial garter snake) is the source of this 5364-nucleotide messenger RNA. Its product is annotated as zinc finger protein 665-like. Lineage: Eukaryota; Metazoa; Chordata; Lepidosauria; Squamata; Natricidae. The record is from RefSeq and is a predicted model, not a curated record. Gene Ontology annotation, cellular component: nucleus. Gene Ontology annotation, molecular function: DNA-binding transcription activator activity, RNA polymerase II-specific; RNA polymerase II cis-regulatory region sequence-specific DNA binding. Gene Ontology annotation, biological process: regulation of transcription by RNA polymerase II. The coding region runs from base 431 to 4624 and encodes 1397 amino acids. The transcript is spliced from 6 exons.